AUGGCGAAGACGGACGUCCAUAGAUAUAGUGCACAACAGACAGAGCCAGAUAAGAAUAUUUCUGACAGCGGGCCCCGGGAAGUUACGUCAAAGGGUUUCUUGACGACGCUUGGAUCAACGAAACCCUCCGAGAUAGCUUCCAAACCUGAAGAUGGAAAAACUGACAGCAUCACAUCAAUGAGAGCACUGAGUGACCUGGCACAAGAUGUUAACAAACCAGCAGCGACCAUUGUCCAAAAUGAUGGCGACCAAAAUGACCCGGAUGGUACGGACGUUGAGUUAUCUCCCUUUAAUGUACGUGAUAUCACGUCCGACAUGCAGAGUGCGAACCUCGAACGCUCAGUGGCUUCGGAAGGUACCAGUUCAACGCCACUGGCUGUUAGCCCUACAAAUAGCUCUCAGCCUACAUGUAAUCAAAGGACCCACAAAGGAUGUGACGUCAUUAAUUAUGAACGAUGUACUCAAAUGGGGACAUGCGGAUGCCUUAGAGGAUACCUUAAAGACGUCAUAACAGACAAAUGUAUAGCUGCACAGUUCUUCACUGGUGAAAUUGAGUUAGCCAACGAUUACACGGAAGAUUUUGCAGAUAAAUCUAGCGACGCAUAUAUACGACUGACAACACAACUGCAGCAAGUUUUGCUACGAGCUUUUAAAAGUCAAGAUGUUUCCGGCAUUUUGCGCAUCAAAGUUACCAACAUUGCUGCAGAGAAGCUUCUGGUUACCUUUGAGAUUGCAGUGGACAAAGUGAACUCCGGCGGCCGUGACUACCUACAGCGUCAGUACUAUCAAGGCUUGACCAGCACAGCCCAUAGGGAUGAUAAUGAAGGACUGGUCAAGCUUAGGGGCACAGACUUGAUCCUUGGAACCAAUGGCAGCAUUGCUUGGUAUUUGAAACCAUUCACCGAAACCAACCACUGUGUAGAACAGGCCCACAACUACUGUGACGUGAAUGCUAGGUGUACCCAUAAGAUGAGAUCCUUCACUUGUAGUUGCGACGACGGGUUUGUCGACGUCUCCCCCGACAAGCUACGUAGUCCCGGCGAACGGUGUGCUGUCAAAUGUCCCUGUCGCAAUAACGGUACCUGUGACACUACUAACGGAAAGACUGAAUGCCGGUGCCCGAAAUGGUUCAUCGGAAGCAACUGUGAAAUCAAUGGAAAAGACCUGCUCAUCAUCUGCUGUAGUGUUCUCGGGGGGUUAUUGGUCCUGACCGUCCUCCUGUGUCUCGUCUGCAUCUGUGCUGUCAAAAACAGAAAAUCCAGCCGGUCCAGCACUGUUGGAGUUGGAAGUUUGGACACCAGUGUGGUUAAACUGCCCCGUGUGUGGAUGGACGGGACACGCCCAUAUGAACUACCCCCAGGGACAUGAGAAGAUGGAGCUAUGUGUCAGAGCCUAUACGAUACGUGGAUGAAUAUAUGAUGGAUGACUAUGUUCAUGCCGAGACGCUGCCCCUGCCGCGGUCACACGACGCCAAGAAAAGGUUCUACCCUGCAUACGGGAACCAGGCCUACAGUAGCUCAACAUUAAACAUCCGUCCAGCCUCAAGACAUUAGGUGCUGACCACUCUACCCAAUUCAGUUUGCAGUUUGAAUGAAAGAUGCUACUGUCUUGACCGCAAACCCAAACAAUCUUAAAUCAGAGACCUUAUAAUAGAUUAUAUGGUCUCUGCUUAAAUUCACUUUCUUACUGAACGAGAGACAAUCUGGUAAGUAGGAGUAAUCUCCCUCCCAGAAGACUAUGAAACCGUUUUAGUUUUUCUGUCAGUGUAGAUCACAGCGCCUUUAAAUCAUCUCUUCAAAAGCCAAUGACUGAAUCUAUCAUUAAUAGUACUCAUACCCACAGGGGCUUGUAACGCUAAAAACUGAUAUCAAGGUAUAUACUGUCACUGACGGGGUCUUAGUACUAUAUA
Messenger RNA from Haliotis rubra (blacklip abalone), 1909 nucleotides. RefSeq lists its product as uncharacterized. The record is from RefSeq and is a predicted model, not a curated record. The coding region runs from base 1 to 1368 and encodes 455 amino acids. NCBI's taxonomy places the organism in Eukaryota, Metazoa, Mollusca, Gastropoda, Lepetellida, Haliotidae. The transcript is spliced from 11 exons.